This is a messenger RNA of Mya arenaria, 919 nucleotides long. Its product is annotated as heat shock protein 27-like. The transcript is spliced from 2 exons. The record is from RefSeq and is a predicted model, not a curated record. Gene Ontology annotation, molecular function: protein folding chaperone. Lineage: Eukaryota; Metazoa; Mollusca; Bivalvia; Myida; Myidae. Bases 77 to 598 code for a protein of 173 amino acids. Gene Ontology annotation, biological process: response to heat; protein refolding.
UCACUUCGAUUAUCAUUAAAAAAAAACGACUGACAGUGAGUUAAACAGAAAAUAGUAUCAACUUUAAACAGCAAUCAUGUCAUGGUCAAUUGUGCCGUUGUUAACGCGGGAUAUCGACUACUUUGAUCGUCAGAGGGACCUGUAUUCCAAGUGGAUGCAUUUGUUUGAUGAUGAUUGGAGGGCCAUGAGAUUCGACGAUUCCGUGAGCCGAUUUGACCGAGAAUUGGACCGCAUCCGUCGUGAGCUGCAUGACCUAGACGCUCAAGUUCCGGAGCUCCAGGUCGCACAACCGUUCGUCACGGACCCGGAGGGGAACCGGAAGUUGUCGCUCCGUUUCAACUGCGACAAGUUCAAACCGGAAGAAAUCACAGUUAAGACCACCGGAAACGUCCUGAACGUGCACGCGAAACACGAGGAAGACCGCCCAGGCAAGAAAGUUCACAUGGAGUUUACACGAAACUACACGCUUCCGAAAAACGUUGAUCCAAAAGGCCUAAAAUCCACCCUCUCCAAGGACGGGGUGCUGCAAAUUGAGGCCCCGGCGCCACCCGCGGUUGAGGCUCCGAAAGAAAACCUCAUUCCGAUCGAAAGAUUGUAAUAAACUAUUAUUCUAUGUCGAAAGUGUCCUGGUGAACGUUAUCACUUGUUUGAAGUUGGGAUCACAUGCGGAGUAUUAUGUAUUAAAAUCAUGAAUCAUUACAUAAUGUUAAUCUUUUCAACAUAUUUCAUUUUUUGUCGACGUAGUAAAGACUACACAUUUCAUUGUUUCUAUGUCAACAUAGUUGAUUUCGCUGUUUGUACAUUUCGUAGGUCAAGAACAAUUGUGUACGUCAUUUAUUACUUUUAUUUGUUUGUUAUUCAGGGGAUUAAGUAUGUCAGUAUUUGUUUGAUUUGUACAUAAAUAAACCUUUGAACGAUA